UCUCAAAUACCACAGAGAUUUUCACUGAGAGAUGGAAGCGAGUGAAAUAUUACUGAUUUUUCUCAGUAUUACUACAGUCUCGUCGUCUCUUCCCUUGCAAACUCCCUGCAGCGGAAAAGAGUGCAGUGAAUCACAUGAAGUCCACAGGCGCGCCUUACCGCUGGAAUGCUGCGCAUGCGGGAAAGCCACUUACAAACUAACAUUCAAAGGUAAAUGGAGUCAAGAAACGCACGCGCGCCAUCAUCCGGGACCCAUGGCUAGAUGGUCACCAUUGAUUGGCUGCUCCCAUAGUAACAAAUACGUCAUGUGGCGUUAUGGCGGGAUUGCGUCACGCGCUGUACAGAUGAUGAGCGAGUGGGGGGCCACUGAGUACUUAGAUGAAGAGAUGCGGAAUCAACAAGAAAAUGUCAUGAGUAUCAUUCAAACCCCGAGUCUAUGGUAUGGCGUCGGAGAGAGCUCGGCAGUAUUUCGGGUGGACAGUACACGCCACUUAUUGUCUAUGAUAUCCCGUAUGAUCCCGAGUCCCGAUUGGAAUGUUGGCGUUGAUCGGGUAAACCUGUGUACUACGAAUUGUACGUGGAAGCACGAAGAGACCAUUGACUUAAUCCCUUGGGACGCAGGAACAGAUGACGGGAUCACAUUCAAGUCCCCAAACGCCCGUUCCACUCCAAAGCAGCCAAUAAGCCGCAUCACUACCCGGCUUCAUGACCAUCCAAGGGCUUCAUUUUACCUCAACACGAAUGACCAAAUAAGGCCUUUUGCAAGCCUGAAGCUAGAGCGUCUAGCGGUCAGCGGUGGUUGCUCGAAUGAUGCCCAUAUCGCACCGAAAAAUCCAUAUCCUCCGAAAUCAGCUCGUAUCGAUUGUCAGCUGACUCAUUGGUCCAAGUGGACGUCAUGCUCAGUCACGUGUGGUGUUGGGGAGCAAAUAAGAGGACGUGAUAUAAUCAGGGUCCCAGAGCAUGACGGGAUUCCCUGUCCUAAUCUUUAUGAGCACAGGCCAUGUGCACGCCAGCGAUGUUCAAGCACGAAAAAGUGUGAAGUUACCCCGUGGUCAGCAUGGAGCUCAUGUCGGGGUUCCUGUGGUGUUGGACGCAAAGUACGCACGCGUCGUAUCAUCCGCCAAUCAUCUCUCUCCGGGAUGACGUGUCCUUCAUUAGUCAAGAAAAGGAAAUGUAAACUUUCUCCAUGCCGUCAGGGGGACCAAUCACAAGCUUUAGACUGUGUCGUCACGUCAUGGUCCGUUUGGUCCACGUGUAGUCGUGAUUGUAAAGGCAGGAUGAUCAGAACGAGGCAAAUUCUGCGGAAAAGUCGGGGCAGAGGCAGACCCUGUCCAAGAUUACGACAAAAGAAAAAAUGUAACCGCAGUUGUAAAGGUAGGCGAGUGAUUUCUUGGAAGCACUUCAGGCGCGGAGGAAUUGCUGAGGGUAAUGCGAAGACUUACAUAUCCUAAGGAUUUUUUUUGCUGAUAAUCAAAAGAAAAAGACGGCUUUGGCGAUCUAGGUGCGGCGGAACUGUCUGCACCCUGUACGUGAGGAUAAUCGUGGUAGUGGUGUGUUAAUGGCACAGAUGGCAAAUAAUGAUGGUGACAGUCGGGAUUCGUGAAUACCUUGUCCUCUCGGAUAGGAUGUUAAGGUGGUCCUGUCUUUAAUUUGUUUUAUGGCGCAAAAAACUUCAAUGGACGGAGGCCCGUGGUACCAUUAUCAGUGCCUUGCACACUAACUCACAUUCAUAAUUGUAAACUAAUAAGAACUCUAUAUAUCCACGAGUAAAAAAUAAAUAAAAUCCUGACAUUAUUAA
Molecule: messenger RNA, 1797 nt
Organism: Nematostella vectensis (starlet sea anemone)
Lineage: Eukaryota; Metazoa; Cnidaria; Anthozoa; Actiniaria; Edwardsiidae
Product: spondin-1
Exons: 8
Coding region: 32-1450 (472 amino acids)
Source: RefSeq, a predicted model, not a curated record